Carassius carassius (crucian carp) is the source of this 1769-nucleotide messenger RNA. RefSeq names its product high affinity immunoglobulin gamma Fc receptor I-like. The record is from RefSeq and is a predicted model, not a curated record. The transcript is spliced from 8 exons. Gene Ontology annotation, biological process: cell surface receptor signaling pathway. Lineage: Eukaryota; Metazoa; Chordata; Actinopteri; Cypriniformes; Cyprinidae. Bases 140 to 1438 code for a protein of 432 amino acids. Gene Ontology annotation, molecular function: transmembrane signaling receptor activity.
UAUUUUCUGUCACACAUGAGGUACAUUUGUAUGUCUUGAGUCUGUGCUGAUGUUUCUAAAGCUCUGACCACAGAUUUCAGGAAGUCUUGAGACUUUAACACAGUCUGUGUCUUUAACUGUCUGUCAUCAUUCAGUCAGUAUGGAGCUCUGUCAACUUCCUCUUGUGCUCUUGCUGAUUUCAAACAUUUACUCUGGACAAACUGAAGAAGGACCAAAAGCCAAAGUGAGAAUUAAACCUGAUCAACAUGUAUUCAGAGGAGAGACGGUCACUCUCAGAUGUGACAUUGAUGGUGAAAGAGUCUCUAGCUGGAAGUACAGCUGGUAUAAAGACGGUUCAGUCAGUGUUUUCAGUGAACUACAGGAACACACAUUCAAUUCUGUUACUGAGUCUGACGCAGGUAAAUUCUCCUGUUAUGGAGCAAAGAGAGGAGGAUCACGAACAUCACACAUCAGUGAUGAAGUUACAUUGACAGUAUCAAAUAAACCCAGACUAGUUUUAAGUGUUUCUCCACAGAAGUGGUUGACUGAAGGAGAUCCAGUGACUCUGAUCUGUGAGGUUGAACGCUCCUCUACAGUCUGGACAUUCAGCUGGUUCACUUUAACUGCUUCAUCAGACUAUGGAAAUCAUUAUAAGCUGCUCUCAGACAGCAGCAGAGGAGCUGGAGGAAACUACACGGUCAGUUCUGCUGCUCUGAAUCACACAGGAGUUUAUGUGUGCAGCGCAGAGAGAGGAAAACCUGCCUAUAACACAUGGUACAGCAACAAACAACCACUAUGGGUCACUGGUGUUUCUCCUCCAGUCUCUCUGAUCAUCAGUCCCAGCAGAACUCAACACUUCACAUCUGUCUCUCUCUCUCUGAGCUGUGAGGAACAAAGUAACUCUGAAAGAUGGAGAGUGAGAAGAUACACAUACAAUGGGUGGCUGGAAGAUUGUUCAUCUCUGUGGGGAUCACAGACAGGAUCUACAUGUAAAAUCAACUCCAGCAGAACAUCAGACACUGGAGUGUACUGGUGUCAGUCUGAAUCUGGAGAGAACAGUCAUCCUGUUAAUAUCACUGUACACCUUGAUAUGAUUCUGGAGAGUCCUGUUCAUCCUGUGAUUGAAGGAGAUUCUCUGACUCUACGUUGUUUAUUUCAAAAUUCAACCCUACCAAUCCUCAGAGUUGAUUUCUAUAAAGAUGGAUCACUCAUCCAGAGUCAAACUACAGAGAUGAUCAUCUCUACUGUCUCAAAGUCACAUGAGGGUUUCUACUACUGCAAACACCCAGAGAGAGGAGAGUCACCCAAGAGCUGGAUCUCAGUCAGAGUUUCUCAUUCAGAAUCUCAGAUCUCUGUCCUCCACACACUCAGUUCUGUACUGACAAUUUGUCCAUAUCUGCUAGUGACAGUCAUGCUGAUCUUCAAGUGCUGCAGGAUGAGAGGUAUAACAGCUGAAUGAUUUAUCACAUGUCAUUAUAAUCAUAUUUUACUGAGCAAAUAUUAUUAUUGUCAUUAAUGCUGUUUGGCUGAAUGUGCAUGUGGUCAAAUUAACAUUUGUGUUUGUGUGCAUGCACCACUGUCCUCCUUUCAUUUGCAGCUAAUGGUUGUUAGAUUCAACAUGAACCAGAAUUUUAAACCCUUGGACUUCUGAGUAAAACAGGAUAUUUAACAAGAAAACAUGUAGAGCUAAACUUUAUUUUACCCAACAGGAAUUGUUUGGCAUUACAUUAAUUUUCGUCUUUGUAAUUGCAAAAAAAAAAAUUGGCUGAUUUAUGUUGAUGACACAAUGA